Messenger RNA from Rana temporaria (common frog), 2929 nucleotides. Its product is annotated as zinc finger protein 665-like. NCBI's taxonomy places the organism in Eukaryota, Metazoa, Chordata, Amphibia, Anura, Ranidae. The record is from RefSeq and is a predicted model, not a curated record. Gene Ontology annotation, cellular component: nucleus. Gene Ontology annotation, biological process: regulation of transcription by RNA polymerase II. The transcript has 2 exons. The coding region runs from base 545 to 2929 and encodes 794 amino acids. Gene Ontology annotation, molecular function: DNA-binding transcription activator activity, RNA polymerase II-specific; RNA polymerase II cis-regulatory region sequence-specific DNA binding.
UUCUCAUAUAGGUAAAUUACUAAGCUCAGUUGUAAACCAAACACCUAUUGUUGAAUAAAUCACAGCUAAACUUAUUGUCAUUAACACAAGAUGAGUCACAUAGGCCUAAAAGGCCAAAAUGUUCUGGACUUGAGAGAUAUUGAACCUCAAUGUCACUAAAGUCAAUUCUAAAAAUUCUGAAGAUUUUUCAGCCCUCUGGAGGGAAGAAGGUUCAGGAGGGGGUGCAAACUUGUACCCCCCUUUCCUGUUAAACCAGGAUGCAUGUAUAUAUGAGGGUUUGGUAUAUAUUUUGGGAUGAUCAACACAUCGUUUUUUUUUGUUGAAGGAUCUGGAAUGGAUUUUGGACUAUAGUGUGCACGCUAAAUUAUUAAUCUAAAAAUCAGUAAAGUUUUAUAGCUGUACUUCUCAGUCUCUUGGUAAUAAUAACAUCUGUGUAAACAUCUUUUUUUAUUUUUCAUAUAGGCAAAUUACUAAGCUCAGCUGUAAAUUGAACAUCUAUCGUUGGAAAAAAAAUCACAACUAAACUGAUUGACAUUAACACAAGAUGAGCCAAAGCAGAGAAAAUGUGUAUCCGUGCUCUGAGUGCCAGAAGAUAUUUACUUCUAAAUCCAAUCUCAAUGUUCAUCUGAGAAUUCACACUGGAGAGAGGCCAUAUAAAUGUUCAGAAUGUGACAAGUCCUUUUUACAAAGUAAUUAUCUUGCUAAACACCUGAGAAUUCACACAGGAGAGAAACCAUUUAAAUGUUCAGAAUGUGGCAAGUGCUUCUCACAUAGUUCUGAUCUUACUCAACACCUGAGAAUUCACACAGGAGAGAAACCAUUUAAAUGUUCAGAAUGUGGAAAGUGCUUCUCAGAACAUGGUAAUCUUACUCAACACCAGAAGAUUCACACAGGAGAGAAACCAUUUAAAUGUUCAGAAUGUGGCAAGUGCUUCUCUUUAAAGUCAAAUCUUGUUACACACCAGAGAAUUCACACUGGAGAAAAAACAUUUAAAUGUUCAGAAUGUGGCAAGUGCUUUUCAGUUAAAUCUCAUUUUAAUGUUCAUAAAAGGAUUCACACCGGAGAGAAACCAUUUAAAUGUAUAGAAUGUGGAAAGUGCUUCUCAGUAGGUUCUAAUCUUAAUGUGCAUAAGAGGAUUCACACAGGAGAGAAACCAUUUAAAUGUUUGGAAUGUGGUAAGUGCUUCUCAGAAGGUUCUAGUCUUACCAUACACCAGAGAAUUCACACAGGAGAAAAACCAUUUAAAUGCUCAGAAUGUGGCAAGUGCUUCUCACAAGGUUCUAUUCUUAAUACACAUAAAAGGAUUCACACAGGAGAAAAUUUGUAUCCGUGCUCUGAGUGCCAGAAGAUAUUUACUUCUAAGUCCAAUCUCAAUGUUCAUCUGAGAAUUCACACCGGAGAGAGGCCAUAUAAAUGUUCAGAAUGUGACAAAUCCUUCUUAAAAAGGGAUCUUCUUGCUAAACACCUGAGAAUUCACACAGGAGAGAAACCGUUUAAUUGUUCAGAAUGUGGCAAGUGCUUCUCACAAAAUGGUAAUCUUACUCAACACCAGAAGAUUCACACAGGAGAGAAACCAUUUAAGUGUUCAGAAUGUGGAAAGUGCUUCUUGUAUAGUUCUGCUCUUACUAAACACCAGAAGAUUCACACAGGAGAGAAACCAUUUAAGUGUUCAGAAUGUGGAAAGUGCUUCUCAUAUAUUUCUGAUCUUACUAAUCACCAGAAGAUUCACACAGGAGAGAAACCAUUUAAAUGCUCAGAAUGUGGCAAGUGCUUCUCACAAAAUGGUAAUCUUACUCAACACCAGAAGAUUCACACAGGAGAGAAACCAUUUAAGUGUUCAGAAUGUGGAAAGUGCUUCUCAUAUAGUUCUGCUCUUACUAAACACCAGAAGAUUCACACAGGAGAGAAACCAUUUAAGUGUUCAGAAUGUGGAAAGUGCUUCUCAGAAAAUGGUAAUCUUACUCAACACCAGAAAACUCACACAGGAGAGAAACCAUUUAAGUGUUCAGAAUGUGGCAAGUGCUUCUCAGAAGGUUCUAGUCUUACAAGACAUCACAGAAAUCACACAGGAGAAAAAACCUUUCAAUGCUCAGAGUGUGAAAUAUGCUUCUCUGAUGGUUCUACACUUAGUAUGCAUAAGAGAAUUCACACAGGAGAAAGUCCAUUCAAAUGUUCAGAAUGUGACAAGUCCUUCUCUUUAAAGUCAAGUCUUGUUACACACCAAAGAAUUCACACUGGAGAAAAAACAUUUAAAUGUUCAGAAUGUGGCAAGUGCUUUUCAGAUAAUUCUCAUUUUAAUGUUCAUAAAAGGAUUCACACCGGAGAGAAAUCAUUUAAAUGUUUAGAAUGUGGAAAGUGCUUCUCAGUAGGUUCUAAACUUAAUAUGCAUAAGAGGAUUCACACAGGAGAGAAACCAUUUAAAUGUUCAGAAUGUGGAAAGUGCUUCUCAGAAAAUGGCAAUCUUACUCAACACCAGAAGAUUCACACAGGAGAGAAACCAUUUAAAUGUUUAGAAUGUGGAAAGUGCUUCUCAGAAGGUUCUAGUCUUACCAUACAUCAGAGAAUUCACACAGGAGAAAAACCAUUUAAAUGCUCAGAAUGUGGCAAGUGCUUCUCACAAAAUGGUAAUCUUACUCAACACCAGAAGAUUCACACAGGAGAGAAACCAUUUAAGUGUUCAGAAUGUGGAAAGUGCUUCUCAUAUAGUUCUGCUCUUACUAAACACCAGAAGAUUCACACAGGAGAGAAAUCAUUUAAGUGUUCAGAAUGUGGAAAAUGCUUCUCAGAAAAUGGUAAUCUUACUCAACACCAGAAAACUCACACAGGAGAGAAACCAUUUAAGUGUUCAGAAUGUGGCAAGUGCUUCUCACAAGGUUCUAUUCUUAAUACACAUAAAAGGAUUCACACAAGAGAGAAAUCAUUUAAAUGA